Molecule: messenger RNA, 1668 nt
Organism: Lotus japonicus
Lineage: Eukaryota; Viridiplantae; Streptophyta; Magnoliopsida; Fabales; Fabaceae
Exons: 2
Coding region: 1-1668 (555 amino acids)
Source: RefSeq, a predicted model, not a curated record
AUGUCUCAAGUCUCAGGAAAGCAAGAUCCUAUCAAAGGUAAGAUUGAGAAGACUCCGCUUGGAGUUAAGGUCAUGGGUUUGAAUGCGCAGUCUUCCGCUCAAUCCAAGAAGGCUUCUGCAACGAAGGAUUCAAGAGCCCCUGCUAGAAAGCACUACAAGUCAAGUGCCAAAACCAUGAACAUUCCUGAAGAACCAGUGGUUGAGGACGUUUCCAACGAAGAUUCCUCUACUAAUGAUGAGCCCGAUGUUGAAGCAUCCGUUCCUCAAACUGAAGUUCUUGUUCCUGAUGUGCCUGAUAAGGAGAAUUCACCAUCUCAGGAUUCUUCUUCUUCGUCUAAGUACUUUGAACCAGAUAAUGAAGGCCACAAGGAGGUCUCUUCAGAGGAGUCUAGCAAAGCCCCACCAUCUAUUCAUGAAAUCUCAGAUGCUGAUGACUCAGAUGAUGUUCCUCAGGCAAGUGUUGCUGCAAGGAUGAAGAAGAGAAGAAGGGUUCCUGUUGAAGAAACCCCCUCUGUUUCUCAGAAGAAGGCUAAAUCGACUCCUGCCACUCAUUCUUCAAGGCAUGUGGAUAUGAAGAGCACGGGUAAACAAGAGUCUGUGGAGUCUUCACACAAGAAGGUGAAGAAAACUGCUGAGAAGAAGAAAAAGAUUCCCAGGGUUGAUCUGGAAUCUGAGUCUGAUGUUGAAGCUGAUUGGAAGUAUGUUUGCAUCCGCCGGAUUGCAAAGGAAAGGGAGAUUGGCACGGAUGUGCUUGAAUGUAAGGAGAUUGUUGCUCUCAUUGACAGGGCAGGUCUGAGGAAGACAGUCCUUGAUAUUGGAAAGUGUUAUGAGAGGCUGGUGAAGGAAUUCCUAGUCAAUUUAUCAGAUGAUGUUGGCAUUCCUAGAAGUGCUGAGUACAGGAAAAUGUAUGUGCGAGGGAGGUGUGUAACCUUCUCCGCUGCUGUGAUCAACCAAGCACUUGGGAGAAGUGUUGUGGAGUUUGUAGAGGAAGAGCUGUCCUUGGACAUAGUUGCCAAGAAACUUACUGCUGGGCAAGUAAAGAAAUGGCCUACUAAAAAGCUUUUAUCUACUGGGUUUCUGAGUGUGAAGUAUGUCAUCCUUAACAGGAUUGGAGUGGUGAAUUGGAUUCCCUCUCACCAUACUUCUGCUAUCUCUGCUAUUCUGGCCAAACUAAUCUACAGGAUUGGGACUGAGAUCCCCUUUGACUUUGGCUCUUUGGUGUUCACUCAAACCUUAAAGCAUGCAGAGACUUGUGCUGUAAAGCUGCCCAUUUCAUUCCCCUCUCUCUUGACUGCCAUCAUCUUGAAGCAACAUCCUGAUAUACUCAGAAUGGAUGAUGUGGUUGUGUCCAAGGGUGCCCCCAUCACCUUGGAUCAUCGGUUGUUCCUGGAUCCUCAUGUCCUGGACAUUGAUAUGUCAUCUCGCAGGACAUCAAUUCCUGUCUCAAUGUAUGCUUCUGGAACUAAGAUUGUUAUUGCUAAAUUGGAGGAUCUCUCAAAGGAGCUGCAGGAGUCCAUCAAGAUUACUACUGAGAGGAAGCUGAAAGUGGAUGCCUUGCUUCUCAAGCUUAAAGGGGAAGCAUGUCACGAAGAUGAGCCCAGAGGUGCUGCUGUAGAGGAGGAAGGAUCCGAAGAAAUUGCAGAGGAGGACUCUUCUUCUGAAGUUUAA